Lolium rigidum is the source of this 1485-nucleotide messenger RNA. Its product is annotated as protein TOO MANY MOUTHS-like. The coding region runs from base 1 to 1485 and encodes 494 amino acids. Gene Ontology annotation, molecular function: protein binding. The record is from RefSeq and is a predicted model, not a curated record. Lineage: Eukaryota; Viridiplantae; Streptophyta; Magnoliopsida; Poales; Poaceae. The transcript has a single exon. Gene Ontology annotation, cellular component: plasma membrane.
AUGGCUUCGGUGCUGUCGGCCUUGAUGAUGGUUGUCGUGGUGAUGCUGGCGGGCGCCGGGCGCUGGACGUGCCGGUGCGAGUUCACGGUGGUGGUGCCAGACUCGGGGCCUCUGUUGGACGCGCCGCAGCCGGGGUUCUCGGACCGGGCGCGCACCGACCCGGCCGAGCAGCGCGCCGUGCUGGACGUGAUGGCGGCCACAGGCAACGGCUGGGCGUCGGGCAUCGCGGACGUCUGCCGCGGCCGGUGGCACGGCAUCGAGUGCGUGCCCGACCGCGGAGACGUCUACCACGUCGUCUCCCUCUCCUUCGGCGCGCUCUCCGACGACACCGCCUUCCCAGCCUGCGACUCGGCGCAUGCCACGUUCUCCCCUGCCGUCCUCGCGCUCCCGCACCUCCGAUCCCUCUUCUUCUACCGUUGCUUCUCGGCCAACCCGCAGCCCAUCCCGGCAUUCCUCGGCCGCCUCGGCCCCGCGUUCCGGUCUCUCGUGCUAAGGCAGAACGGCCACGUCGGCCCGAUCCCGGCGGAGAUCGGGAACCUCUCGGCGCUGCGCGUGCUCGACCUCCACGGCAACCAUCUCACCUCUGCCAUCCCGGCAACAGUCCAGUCACUGAACCACCUCCAGCUGCUCGACCUCAGCUACAACCGGCUCGCCGGUCAAGUGCCCAACAUCAGGUUCCGACACCUCAGCAUCCUGGACCUUAGCCACAACGCCCUGCAGGGUCCCGUCCCGGCCAGUCUCGGGCAAUGCCUGUCGCUACUGAAGAUUGACCUCAGCCAGAACCGCCUGGCCGGCACGAUACCGGACGCACUCGGUGACCUGUCCGACCUCAUCUUGCUGGACCUAAGCCACAACGUGUUGUCCGGACCGAUCCCGUCGGCGAUCGGCAGGCUGUCAACGCUGCGGUCGCUGAUCCUCGGAGACAACCGGAUGCAGUUCUCGACGGUCCCCGGAGACUUCUUCACGGGGCUCAAGGCACUAACGACGCUAGUUCUCUCCGGCAUGGGGCUGGAAGGAUCAUUGCCGGAGUCGAUAGGGGAGCUGAGCCAGCUCCGUGUGCUCCGGCUGGAGAGCAACGGGUUCACCGGCGUCAUACCGGCGAGCUUCCGGCGGCUGGAGAAGGCGAGCGAGCUCCGCGUGGACGGCAACCGGCUCGUGGGGCCGAUACCAUUCGGCAAGCAGAUGAUGUGGAGGCUGGGCAAGAAGCUGCGCGUCGGCGGCAACGAGGGCCUCUGCUACGAUGCCAAGCAAGAAGGGCUGGAGGGCGUCGUAGCGCUGGCCGGAGUCGCGGACUGUGACAGCGUGAGGAGCCGCACGACGCAGCACUUGAGCUGGAAAAGUAGCGGCGGCUACGUCGGCCCUGGCGGCUUGACGGCUAACGCGACAUCAUCGGCCGCAAAUUCUGGCCGCAACUGCGCGGGUGUCAGGAGGAGUGUGCACGUUUUGCUGGUCGUUUUGGUGUUUUUGCAGCUUGCACUGUUGUAG